AUUUAUAAUUUUAAUUAGUAUCUUGAUUAUUCACAUGAGAAGAAGAUAAGAUGACUGAAGAUCCUCGCCUUGUGGAAUUGAGAAAGAGCAUUUGCAACGGAGAUCGGGAGGCUGUUGAGCAGUUUUUUGAUCAGGGGCGUCCACUAGGUACAAUAAUAUUAUCAAACGAAGGCUACACUGCUCUUCAUGUUGCAAUACUGGCCGGACAAUAUGGGAUCGCCAAGAAAUUGAUAGAGAAGAUGUCGCCAACAGAUCUGGAAAUCAAGACUGCCAGUGACAGUGGUGGUCACACGGUUCUUACCUUAGUUGCAACGACGGGAAGAACAGACUUGGCAAUGGACAUAGUCCAAAAGAACCGCAAUUUACUUGCAAUUGAAAAUGAUCGAGGCUAUAUCCCAGUAACUGCCGCAUGUAAUGUGGGCCACAAGGAGAUGACACAAUACCUUUAUUUUGUGACCCCACCAGAAGUCUUGGUAUCACGUAAAGGCAAAUAUGGGUUCGAUCUCAUGAGGGCGGGCGUGGAUAACAAAUUUUUUGAUAUUUGCUUGGAUCUACUUCAACGCAACCCAAAGUUGAUUGUUCCUUCAGACGAAGAAAUGCUGGAAUUUUCUCCUAUUUUUAUAAUGUCACGUCAACCUAAAGCAUUCUUUAGUGGAUGUAAGCUUCGGUGCUGGCAAAUAUGGAUUUAUGGCUUGUUAAAGGUAGAGUUACCCACAAUUUCCUCCGAUGAAGUACGAAUUCCUCUUGCGAUCGAGACCUCAACAUCGGAAUACAAGAGAUUUACUCCUGGAGCAUUUGGUCGACAUCUUACAUUAUGUUUAAUGCCCCAAAAUUUCCCUGGAAUCAAAAAAAGUUAUGAUUUGAAGUCGAGGCAUAUCUAUUCCAAUAAGAUUCUUCAAUGUAUGUGUAAGCAUAUUUCAACAUUAAAAGUUCAAUCUCUUCGGAAUUGUGGAGUGGCUGACGCGAUGUUUAAAGCUACCGAGCAGGGCAAUGUUGAAUUCGUCGUUGAGCUAUUGAAAGUAAUCAAACCACUCAUUUUCUAUAAUGAUGAUGGCAGACACGUUUUCAUGAUAGCAAUCCAAUCUCGUCAAGAAAACAUUUUCAGCCUCCUAUAUGGCAUUAAUGAGGAGUUCAAAGCCCAUAUUCUUAAUCAGACAGAUAAAAAACGGAAUAAUAUGUUACAUGUGGCAGGGGAGAAAGCUCCUCCCUCUCAAGAUACCCGAAUCGCCAGCCCUCUAUUGCGUUUGCAAAGAGAAGUACUAUGGUUUAAGGAGGUGAAAAGAAUUGUUCCAGAAUGGUGCAAAGAAUCUAAAAAUAAUAAUGGUGAAACCCCUCAUGAAGUAUUUUUAAAGAGCCAUGAAGAUUUAGUGAACGAGGCGGAAAAAUGGAUCAGGAACAUGGCAAAUUCUUUUAUUGUUGUCGCUGCUCUCAUUAUUACAGUCACGUUUGCUGCAGCCAUUACUGUCCCCGGCGGCAAUGCACAAAAUGGGUUUGCCAAUUUUUUACAGGAUGAGGCAUUUAUGAAUUUUAUACUAUUAGAUGCGGUUUCCUUCUUAACUGCAUCAGCUUCAGUCUUAAUGUAUAUGGGAAUCCUAGCAUCGAGCUUCAGGCCGCUAGAUUUUCCCGAGUCCUUACCCAAGAAGUUGAUCGCUUUCGUCUCCACUAUUCUUAUUUCUGUUGCAGCAAUGACGGCUAGCUUUCUGGCUGCUCUUUGGAUUGUACUACAAUAUCGACGGUGGAAUAUCAUUCCCAUAAUUAUGAUGGCUGGCAUUCCAAUUGUAUUGUUUGCACGGUUGCAGUUUCCCCUCCUUGUCGAACUAUUUUUUAAGAGAACAAUGAAGCCUUGGCUGUAGUGGAGAGCAAGUUGAUUGAUUUUUUUGGAACAUAAGCGAGCAGUUUCCCCUUCAAGUUGAAAUCCUUUAGCUUGUUCUUUGGUUAUGUUAGUUGGAACUUCUAAUUUCCCUGUUCUAUUUGGUUGAAUUAUCAGAUUUUCUGCUUUUAAUUAUGAGACUCUGGUGUAUUUACUUUCUUAUUGUGUAACAACAAUAUUGAUCAUGCAUGUUAUGCUAUAUUUUCAGAUAUCUUGCUUUCUCCCCUAUUUUGAAGAGGACGUCCGACUAAGAGCUCCGAGUUAAGUAUAUAUGUGAUUGAUGGCUUGAAAAUGAAAAAAAUGGGAGGUCCUUUAAGAUGGGUUUAAUGUCAAAUAAAUUCAUUAGACAAUA
Rubroshorea leprosula is the source of this 2222-nucleotide messenger RNA. The record is from the annotation of a GenBank genome assembly. NCBI's taxonomy places the organism in Eukaryota, Viridiplantae, Streptophyta, Magnoliopsida, Malvales, Dipterocarpaceae.